AUGGUGCGGGGCGAAGCGGGGGCGGCUGCCGGCGGGGCUGGAGGGCGGCGGCACAGGCACCCGCGCGGGGCGCACGCUGAGCUGCGGGCACGGGCGAGCGCGGCUCAGCGCGUCAUGCCCGACGCUUGCGGCCCCGCGCCCGGCCCAAUGGCUGCGCACUCGCGUCCGCCGCGCUACGCGACCCCGCCGGAGACGCGGCGGGCGGGGAGGGGCAGCGCCGCCGCCAACGGGGCCACCCAGGCUCUGCGCAUCGUCCCACGGCCACCGCCGGCCUCUGCAUCCCCGAAGCCGGGAGCACCGCGGGCGCGCGGACAUGGCUGCUGCGGCUCCGGCGGCGGCCGCGGGCUGCGCCCGGGCCUGAGCGCCCAGCGCCCUCCCGCGGGGCCGCCCGCCGGUCCGCACCAUCCGGGGAGCACGGGCCGGGCGCCCCUCCGUUUCCGGACGCCCGGGCUGCCACCUCUCCAGCCUCCCGUGCCCAGAUCGCUGGGGAGCCCGGCGACAGGGGGCGCCCCGGAGCCAGGGGGAGACCGCGAGGCGCCGACUAGAGCCUGCAGGCGGUGCUGCCCCCGCCUCCCACCUCCCCGCGCCCCACCCCGAGGCUGGGGCUUCGGAGGAUGCAGCUGGCAAAAGGAAUCCUGCAGUUGGAGAUUUUCCCGGGGCCGCUGGCGCAGUGCGGACGCGGGAGGCGCGGCGGGGGCGCUGCAGUGGCCUCUGUCCCUGCGGCCGCCGGGCCAGCUGGCCGGGACCAAUUGCGACAGUGACCUCAGCCGGCCGGUGCUCUGUCGCCUUCUGCUGCUCCCGAGCCAGUGCUGGCUCUUCCCGUGCGGGGCUGGGUUUUGCUUGUUUUGUUUGCUCGCGUAG
This is a messenger RNA of Eubalaena glacialis (North Atlantic right whale), 861 nucleotides long. Its product is annotated as sterile alpha motif domain-containing protein 1-like. NCBI's taxonomy places the organism in Eukaryota, Metazoa, Chordata, Mammalia, Artiodactyla, Balaenidae. The record is from RefSeq and is a predicted model, not a curated record. Bases 1 to 861 code for a protein of 286 amino acids. The transcript has 4 exons.